Molecule: messenger RNA, 4381 nt
Organism: Dermacentor silvarum
Lineage: Eukaryota; Metazoa; Arthropoda; Arachnida; Ixodida; Ixodidae
Exons: 5
Coding region: 287-4213 (1308 amino acids)
Source: RefSeq, a predicted model, not a curated record
AACUGAGUGACUUCAUUUGUCCUUACCGUCCUAACUACUCUCACAUGUGGUAUAGGUGUCGCCGAAAAUUAACAAACUCGUACACUGUGAAAAAAGGAAAUUAAAGUAGCAUUCAAGGCGCUGCAGGUGAAAGAACUCGUAAAUGGUUUUUACGCGAUGAAUCCAAGAUCCGUGAAUCCAGUCGGUUUGAAGUCGAUUGGCAAUCCAGUAGUUCUGUCAUCAUCAGGUAGCAGCUCUAGCAGCUUAAUUUUUCAAUCUAAAGAAGGAACUAUAUUCGUCAAAGAGAAUGUCCACAGAUGAGCGACACUUGCUCAUUAUGGUUGAAAGGCUGCCUGAUGAGAUUGCGCAAGUGUACAGCCGAACAAAACAAAAGAAGUCUUUGCAACACAGAAACUCCUUCAAGCACCGCAAGUUGAAAGACAAAGCUAAAGAUGGAGGGUGUGGUGAAAGUGAUGGUACAGUGUUGUCCCCAGCUGCACGUGAGACUGGAAAGCUCACCACUGUAACCCCAUCUCAUCUUCCAAUGUCAUUGCCAAUGUACAGCCGUAGCAUUUCAUUGUCAUCAACUCAUGAGGAAAAGACUGAAGCUGGUAAUCAGAGUUUGAAGGUCAAGGUCAAAGUUGAGCCAAGAGUUAAGGUCAAGAUCAAGCCAAACAAGAGAGGAAGGUCUCUCGACUCAAACAAGGUUUUGCGGAAGAUCAAGAUACGCAAGAUUUCCAAGGAUGCUUCGUCACCCAACGCACCUGAAAAUGACACAAACAGUGACACGAAAGUUGUCUUUGGCAAAGAUAUUGAAGAGGGUAGUAGCAAAGGGCCAUCUGAAAAGUAUGAAAUUGUUUUAUCAUCUGGAAGGGUAACAGACUUGCAUGAAGAAUCUGUUGCAGCUAGUGAAGAAUCCAUAGAUGCUGAACAGAACACUAUUACCAAAGGUAAUGUUGAGGCCUGGCUUAAAGAUCAUGUUGAUCAGCCAAGUGAAGGAAUGAAAGGGGACACGGGCAGUAUUUCGGAAGAAUCAACUGUCAAAGAAACAGAAACCUCUGAUGAUUCUUCAGUUAACCAAGACACCGAGUCGUACAACACUGACCAUGAAGACUUUGCAGAAAGUGAUGGCUCACAGAGGACAGAGAUUGAUGCCGCCAGCUGCACAAGUUCAGACACUGAGAUUGAUGAGGCAGAUCAAUGCCAGCUGAAAGUAGCUAGUUCAAUUGAUGUGGAAACUGUGCCAUUGAUGUCAAAUGAAGGAUCCUGUCAUAGUGACAUGCUGCAGGAGUGCUCUACUGCAUUGGAACACAUAGUGUCAGAAGUGUGUGCUGAGAAACAGGUGUCAAUGGUGGAGGACAGUGGCAACUCUGGCAAUGAUUGUGUUGACAUCAAGGCAGAUACAGUGCUGUGUAAUUCAGCGUCAGCAGAAACCGAGGACGUGUCGGUGCAACCAAACGAAGCUGCAGAACAGGUCACCGUAGAAGUACUUGAUGAUGACCUGUGUGAUGAUGAGCAAAAGGAAACCGCUUCAAACAUAGACUUUAUUGACAUCACUGAAGAUGCACUUGUGCUGAGCCCUCAGGUAGAGGGACCCAAUCCGCCUACAAAAACAGUCAUGCCACCUGAUUCAUCUACAGGUGAACCUAACAAUGGCAAAACUUCAUGUUCGGUUGACGUUGUAGAUCUCACCAAUGAUGAUGUUGACUGCUAUGUUGUCAGCCCUGUGAACGAACAUGACGUGGCAGCUACCUCAGGCAUGACAGGAGUCUGCAUGGCAGCAGCCAAAGAGCUUGACCUGUUCGCUAACAUGACCAUUUUGGAGAGUUGGGACAUAGAAGCAGAGUCGAUUCUCGCUUGCACAGGAGAAUAUUUAGGCCAUCUAGAAAAGUGUUUGACAAGCCUGGAUCUGAUGGAAGAAGCAUUCAAGACCAUGCUUGUCACAGCACUGCGGGAAAAGGGCCAAGUGUUCAAACAGAUCUUUGUACUGCUGAAAAAAUUGCUUUGCCACUCUGAGCAAAUGAACAGAGUGCUAUCUGUAGAAUCUGGCUUUUAUGUUCUUUUGGGAAUUGAAAACCCACCACAUACCUUGUGCAGCCAUCGAAUCUCUGGCACGGAGGCAAAGGAACCAAAUAGUGCUACUAAAGCGCUUAUUCGACGACUUUCGGCUGCAGUAAAUGAUGACCAUAAUAAAGUCGCAGUUGAAAAGACCGCUAUUGCCCAAGAAGUUCCUUUGGCUGAGCAUCGACCUUUACAGCGAGUGAACAGUGCUAAUGAGUAUGGCUUGAAUACUAUCAACAGAAAGUGCUCAAAAGUGGCCAUUGAUCCACCUCCAAGUCGUGCAAGAACAACAUGGAGGCAUCUAGUAGCUGCUGCUAAUAGAAGAGAACGUGAAUGCACAGGAUUUAGGGCUGUUACUGCCACAAUGCCAGUGGUUUCACAGUCAGAUGAAAGGAGAGCAUCAUUAGGACUGCCAUUAAUCCGGAAUGACAGAGCAGUAGCACUUGCAACAGCUCGUGUAAACAUGGAGAGCCAUGUCAGUCUCCAACGUGACAGGUCAUCAUCACAGUCAACAUGUAGCAUGCCAAAACAGCAGCUCGACUCAAGGAGUACAACACAGCAGCUCAACUCAAGGAGUACAACAGCACCGAACUUACAGGCCAUCACACAGAGGCAAGUGCACCAUGGCCAACCUAUGCACAAGCAAGGCAGUGACCCAAACGUCUCUACAUUACUAAAGGAGUUGCAGCAGAUUGCAAAUGGGAGUUUCACAGCUCCAAGCACAAAUGCUGAUGCACGAGAGAAGGUUGUCACUGUGGAGGCCAAACAGGCACAGCCUUUGAGACAAGCUACUGCAACAUCAACCAGCGUUGCUGCAUCUUCGUUAUUGUCAGUGUCAUCUGUUACAUCGGCAUCCCUCAGCCGCCAAAUCUCACUGUUGCCGGUGGCCACCACAGGAUGCAGUACCAAGGUCACAGCACUGCCAGUGAAUGUGACUGUCUUGCCUGCUGCAACAUCAGCUUCAGCUCCUAUGUUAUCUGCCACAACCACCAGCACAUCUGUAGUGGGAGGAACCAAAUCAGUCCCUCAAGCCUCAGCUGCUAGGGCAAGCCCGCACAGCAUUCUGCAGAAGCUCCAGCGAAACACAGGUUUGACGGUCAUGCCAGUACAGCAGAGGGAAAAGCUAGCCAAAGAGGAUACUGCUGCAGAUGGGAGUUCAUUACAGAAAAAUAUCCCUGUAGAAGUGACUGCUGCUUCUAGUGAAACGGCAUCAGUGUCCAGGGACAGUGUAAUUGCCGUGCCUUCAGGUCUGAGCAUAACAAGCACACCGGCAAGAGUUUCUACAGCUGACAAGACUGCAACCAGAACGUCUGAACAGGUGGCUGUAAUACAGCUUGGCAAGGGCAGCCAGCGCCACUUGCCUCUUUCUGCAGCCAAGCCAACAGCGCUGGCAGUAAGCACCACAUCUGGCGGGCGUAUCAACUUGACUGUGUCACAACAGCCCACGAAUGCUCCAGUAGUGCGAGCUGUGAUUCAGAGAACAGUAAAUAUGGGUAGCACAGCUGCAAGAUCAGUGCCAUCUCAGCAACAAAGAACUGUUGGUUACAGCAGGCAUGUGCUUGAUGCAAGGUCCACACAGAUCUCUUCCACGCACCCUUCCCCUGUUGUGUCUAGGAGUGUGACAACAGAUGCAAGUUCAAGGACUGUGGCAGCUCCAUUGAAAUCCACAACCGUGAUGACAACUUCCCACCGACUUCUGUUGCCAAGGUUGCCUGCGGGAGCACUUCAGCCUGUGAGCACAGUUUCUGGGCAAAGUGUACCCCGACAGCCACCAGUACAGGCUACCACAAGUGUUGCACCAGUUCUGGUGCAAGCCACGACACUGCAGAAUGUCCGGUGGUCCCAGCAACAGCAAAGUCAGCAGUUGUGUGUGGCCGUGCCGGGAUUUCGUGUGGUGCAGGCACCGAGUUUCCAAGGCAGAGCAGUGGCUGCAGCGCCACCACCACUGCAAUGGUGCGGUCCCCCCAUGGCAGUCGGAAGACCUAUCGCCACCAACAUCUUGCGCCAACCCGCGACCAUUCCUCCAUUCCCCUGGGGAGGCUUUGUGCCACAAGACCCUCGCUUUGUGGGCAGGGCACCCCUCAGUGGACCACAGGCACAUCCUCCUGGGCAAGCCAUGCCGACACAACAGCCAAUCUUGCCUCGGCCUCCUCCACCACCCUACUACAGAUAACCCAAGUUCACCCUGGGCUCCUCCUCUGCCACCUGGGUAGCAUCGGCAUUGACAGCCUCUUGUGGUAUUCUUUGUUCAGGGGUAGAAUGCAUUUUGCAUAUUUUGUUUAAUAUGCAAGGCAGGCAUUCUUAUUGGAUUAGGCUCGUAAUGUAUUGUGGGCAGGAAACA